AUGAUUCCUAAUCAUUGGUACCGCACGAAUGGCGAGCCAUUCAAUCAUGUAGACGCGGCUUUCACGCUUGCAUAUGCUGUGAUAAUGCUCAACACCGACCAACAUAAUCCACAAGUACGGCGUAACCAACGACCAAUGCAAGCGGAAUGUUUCAAGCGAAAUUUAUCCGGUACAAAUGGCGGUCAAGAUUUUGACCAGGAAAUGCUGGAUCAGAUGUACGACGCCAUAAGAAAUGAAGAAAUUGUGAUGCCCGCUGAACAAGUUGGAAUUGUGAAGGAAAAUUAUCUGUGGAAGGUUCUGCUUCGUCGUGGUGAGACAAGUGAAGGUGAAUUUAUACAUGCUCCGGCCGGUUGGAAUGACCAUGAUUUGUUUGGUAUCAUUUGGGGUCCAGCAUCCGCUGCGCUUUCCUUUGUAUUCGAUAAAAGUGGGCGAGAAAUCAUUUUACAGCGAGCGCUAAAUGGAUAUCGUAAAUGCGCAUCGAUAGCAGCACACUAUGGGAUGAGUGAUGUCUUCGAUAAUCUCGUCAUUCAUUUGUGCAAAUUCUCCACUUUAAUGUCUACUACUGAAGGAAAUACAGGACAGAAUUUGGAAAUGCAACGUGGCGGAGUUGUACAGGAGGAUUUUUGCCAGACUGCCGAGCAGAUUGCAAUUGCUUUCGGUGAAAAUACAAAAGCACAGAUGGCAGCAAAAGCGAUGUUUCAGUUGGUUCAUGCGCAUGGUGACAUUCUCAGAGAAGGUUGGAAAAAUGUGCUUGAUUGCAUUGUUCGUUUGUUUUUUGCUCGUUUGCUUCCGGGCGCGAUAACCGAAGUGGAAGAUUUCGUCGAUCCAAAAGGAUGGGUCUCAAUACAGCGCCUUCGGCCUCCGUAA
Gongylonema pulchrum is the source of this 867-nucleotide messenger RNA. NCBI's taxonomy places the organism in Eukaryota, Metazoa, Nematoda, Chromadorea, Rhabditida, Gongylonematidae. The record is from the annotation of a GenBank genome assembly.